ACUGUAUUUACUGAACUAACAUGGAGAUAUUCUUUAGUCUAUCAAUUACCUUCAACAAAAUAUCAACACAUAACUGACAUAAAAUUUUCAUAUUAUGGAGUCAGCGAUUUCGUUUAAUUUAGAGACUAAAAGUAUUGUUCCUCCUUCUGUUCCAUUUUACUUCAAACAGCACCGUGCUAACAAUUUUACUAGUGAAACUUACGCCGGUUUUCGAUAUUGUCAAGAAAGACGGCAGCAAAACAAGCGCCAUUUCUGUCGAGACCAAGUCCUUCACAAAUCAAGCAAAGGGACUGUUUUGACAAUUGAAUAUUUAUUGGACCUAGAUAACAUUUAUUUAACAAAAACUUCUAUUGAUAUGUUUUAGAACUUUUAAAGCUGUAAGUAUUUUAAUACUAUCAAAAAUAGUGUCGCUCCUUUAGAUUUAAGUAAUUAAUUUACUUUUUUUUAUUCAAUUUAGGCUAGUCAAUUUACUGAAUUGUCCUAUCUUUCAGUUUCAGUCCGAGUCACUAAAUUUAACUUUUAAACAGAUGACUCAAUCAUCAAAGAGAGUAGCAGUGGGUUGUAUAUGCCUGCCCUAAUAUUAAGUUAAGCAAAAUUCACUUAUUUCCCAGGGCCGUCAUCUUAGUUGCCAUGACCAUGAUGGCAGCUGGUAAAAAAAGAAAAGUACUGGGUAGAGCAAACACAUGUCUGUAAAAAUCAGGAUGGAAAAGAGACAAUGUGCUGUUUUAGCUAAUUACAUAGAGAAAUGAAAAUGGGAACAAAACAUUAAAAUCUAAUGAAAUAAUUUCUACUGGUACAUUGUACAUUAAUUUCAUGGUGAAUGUAAAUUAAAUGUAGCAAAAAAAAUUUGAUUAUUUUCGAUGGAAAGGAACAAUCAGAUACGUGUGGUUAAUUAUUUUGAUUCGUUCAUUCAACAAGGGGAAAAUGUAUUAGCAGCUUUAUUGUAUCCCUCAAGAGUCUAGAUAUGCUGCAAGAAGUGCCACCGACACCUUACCUGAUGUCGAUGUAAUUUCGGCCGAUCCAUUAAUUUCGGGGGGAAUGCAGCAACUUCAUUGUAUCCCUUUAGCCUUUAGCCUUUAGAUAUGCAACAAGAAGUGUCAAUGUCCUGGGGUAAUUUCGUCCGGUAAAGGCUCCCUUCCCACAACUUAAGUUUGCUACCGUUACUGUUACACAUCAUAGUAUAAGAGUGUAAAAAAAAUUUUAUAACACUACAAAAUCAUUUUAAAAUAAUGAAAACACAACUUACAGCUUCAUAGAAUACACACUUUAUUUCAGGUUCCAUCAAAAAGUCAGAAAAUCAAUACUAUUACACUUCAAUACUAUACCCAUUUUUCAAAAGGCAGUGUCUAUACGUCCGGCGUGCCGGAUGUAUAUCUCCCGCACUAUUUGUCCGGCGACCAAGUCACACGACCGCCGUAACAAAGUGGCGAGAGAUAUUUUGUCCAUCAGCCUUGUCACGUGACCGCGAAUGAGUCAAAACUAUUGUUAAUUUUAAAAUCUAUUUCUCUACCAAGUAAUGUACAUCUUGCAUGCAAAUGAUAGAAAAAACUGAAGUGAAAGUGGCUUGUUAACAUUUUUGUUUAACUUGUUAUUUGAGUUUGUGUACCAGCAACCCAUAAUAUAAUUAGGGGCCAGUAUUCAGUAGGCAACCAAUAAAAGUAAAAAAAAUUUAAUUGUAAAAUAAAAAUUUUAAAUUGCAAAAAAUAUUUUAAAACUUCUCAUAAAACUACUGUUGCUGAUGAACAUGAUAAUAUAAAUAUAAUAUUAAAUAUUUAUAUUAAAAUGGAGGGGGGGGAGAAUGGUUCCUAUGCGGGGAAUCGAUCCACUAAUGUAAAAUCGUCAUGCGGGUACAUGACCACACAAGAUCAUCUUAGUAGCUAUUUCCUUCGCUUCGGAAUAAUGUCUACUAAUCGUCUGGCGGUCACAUGACAUGCGCGCCGGACGUGUAGACACUUCGUUUCCAAAAUGCCGGAAAAUUUAUAUAUUAUAAUUAACUACUCAGUUAAAUCAUAAUUUAAAACAUUCCCUCAGCAUAUGUCAUAUUAAAGAAAAGUUAACUCUACUAACAUCCAAUUAUAAACAUAAGGGAGAUAAUCCUACACAGAAACUCACAGUUGCGUAAAUUGACCUAAGUUAGGCUACUUAACUUAGGCUAGGGCGACUGGUCUAAUUAUAUUUAUUUAAAUUAUUGCCUCUUGUUGAUUAUUAACUAUGACCGACGGUUCAAACUCCAUCUUGCCAUUUGUCCUGUUGGAGUUUUAGGAUAGUUAGUUUGGGUUUACUGAAACACAGAAGAGCUUUCUGAAACAUAAAGAUAUUAUAAAAUAUGAACAAGUCUGACUGACUUGACACACAAUAUAUCACAACUAACAAGGGUGAAAUCAUUUUAAAAGUUAUGUAACUCAACUAACUUAUGGCUAUACUAUAAUGUGUAGGCUUACACCCACUUCAUCUACUAGUACUAGGCCUGCCUACCUUAUUUUUAUAUAAACCUAUGCACUAAAGUUUAAGAAGGGCCAUAAGUUAAACAAAAGUAAGGUUUGCCUUUAGUCAGUUCGUAUCAAUUGUGAUUUAUAAUAAUUUAUAUAAGUAUAUUUUUUUAUAUCUUUUCACAGCAAUAGUAAAAUUGAUGAAGACUUUAUUUGGAUUGUGGCCAUGGCGUACACAGGCAAGCAGUAGUGGAAAAAACAGUGAUUACCCUUCUUUAAUGAACAAUGGUUAUGAAUCUACAUGUGACAAACAGGAACAACUUAAACACAAAAUUCAAGCAAAUUGGUUUCAAUCAGCUGAUAGUCAAGGAGAAACACUUAAAGUUCAAUUGUCAACAAAGUCCAGAAUAAUGCCAGCACUUCUUCGGCUUGAUAGUACAGGUGAAAUCUCAUCUGUCAAUCAUCACAUUGAGAAAAAUCGGGUGGAUGUGAACAAGUACCAAACUAAACCUAGAACCUUGGGGUCAUUUGUAAAUCCUAAGAUGUCAUUGAAUAAAAAUUUUGCCUCACCAGUUUACCCUCAUAAUUUCAGCAUGUCGUUUCCGGGUCAGGUUUAUAAUUCUAAAAACCCUCCCUUCCCAUUAUCAUCUACGAAUAGUUGGUACACCAAUAGCCCAAGCUUGAAAAGUCGUACAGCUUUGUAUAGCCUUUCUAAAAGCAAAAGCUUCCCUACAGUGAAAGAAUUUGCAACUAGUCUAGACGAUGUGCAACCUAAGAACCUCAACACCACAGGUCAAAUGUUUGGUAAUAACCAAUUUUUUGCUGCACUGACAAGUCAGGCGUAUAAAUUGGCAUCUGAGGAAGAUACCCCAAAGGCAAAUUUGCAGCAUUUGUGGAAAUCUUUAUUUAGCCAGCCUGCUACGCGACUGUCACAAGCUGCCUUCUCAGACAGUACUGUAGGUCAAAAAUUAUGUGAUAUUAGUUCAGCUGUAAUUCCUUCCAGUGACACAAUGACUUUCAAUAGUUUGUUGGUACCAUCACAUAAUGCAGCAGAACUUGAAAGCAUUGACUCUCACAAGUCACAAGAGUAUCAGAAAAGUGAGUCGCUUCAAAAUUCUAAUGAGGAACAUGCAAGUAAAUCCUCUUCUAAAUGUAGCAGAAGUAAACGAGACAACGAUUCACUUGACAUAAAUAAUCCAUCCAUGAACAUUGAACCCAGCAAUAAUAUUAAUCAUUGUGCAUUCAAUCACAGUGGGGGAAAUGUUUCACCUUCUGUGUUGAAUGCACCUAGAAAAGUUGUGAAGAAAGGUCGUCCUUCAUCAAAGAAACAAAGAAAAAGACAGCGACAGAAGCAAAAACAUGCAUGUCGAUCUUCACCCAAAGAUGAAACUUCUAGCUUAAUUGAAAAUGUGAGCCAGAGCUGCCUUGAUAAAUCAAGUUCUUUUGAUAUAGUCUUCACAUCAGAUGAAUCCCCAAAUGCCCAAGUUUGUGAAUCCAAAGCUCUCAGAGCUUCAACGCCUGUUAAAGAUCCCUCUAGACAUUUAGAAAGAGACUCUUGUGUUAGGUUUACUUUAGAUUCAGAUUCAGAUGAGUCAGACAUUGAAUUUGAUGGCUGUGAUUGGUUGGGUGAAGAAAACUUAAAAGUUGACUUAUCUCCUAAAGAUAAUGCUGUCUUCAACGUAACAAGUCUAGAUACAAUUUUCAAACGGACAAGCAUCCCUAGUCUCAAAAGUAUUUUAACAGCGGAUGAAGGAAGGUCUGACUCGGAGUCUAGUACUCCACUUCUUUCACCUACCCCUGAGAAGGCAAAGAAUGGUUUGUGUUUUAAUUUGAUCAAUGUUAGUUUCUCAGAGGAUGAUAGUACUCAGGAAUUAAAUGCCAUCUGUGAUCCAUCACUUUCUUCAUCUCCUUUGGAAAAAUGUUUUUUUCAACUCUCACCUGGAUUGUGUUUAGAUCGUUUGUUUCCUAGUAACUCAAGAUCAUCUAAUCUGGCCCCAGGGGUUGUUUCCCUUGAUCAAGCUGAUUGUGCUCAACUUCCUUGCCGUUCAUCAUUUAUUACAGAAAUUAAUGCUAAAUGGAAUUUGAAUUACCCAAGUGCUGGCUUCCGAAGUUGUCAGUCGGUUUGCAAAGAUCAGGUUGAUGAUCCUAGUAUAAAGGUGAGGUUUAUUUAACUUUAUUUUAACAAUUACCCGGUAAAAAGAAAGAAAAAAUAUAACAUCUACAUUUCUUUCUUCUUUUUUUUCAAUGAUAUAUUGACUUUUAGGUUUUUUUUAAUGUAAUGAAUGUGAGCCUUGAGCAAUGUCUGUCAAAGUAGUUGACCAAGAACCUUAUGUAGGUUCCCACAACAUGAGACAAGAAGUUGAAAAUCAGCUAGCUUUAAAUAGUAAGAGUUGAUAUGGUCCUUUCACAUUCUCUUACCGUAGAUUACAAUUUUUUUUUGGCCAUAUUUAGGGAUUUAAACAAAUGUAUAUCUACCUUUUAAGUAACUAUGUUUGAAUUGACCGUUGUAAAUUAAAAAUAUUAAAGCUAAAGAUUGUACUCAACCUAAUUUAACAUAGCCAUACCUCCGACCUAUAUAUGGUUUCUGAAAAAGCUUUUUAAUUUAAAAAAAAUGAUAAUAUUUUCAUGUGUUAAUACUAUUGACUCUUGGACCAUUCACCAGUCAUCAAUUAUAUUUCUCUGUUCGUUGACCAUCUUCCAAUCAUAUUUCUUUGGUUCAUUCACUUCGAUAUAUUCUAUACUAUCUACCAACGGCAGUGUGGCUAUGAAUGUAAUGUAUAUAUAUGUACCUGUCUUAAAUUGAAAGAUGUGAUUUUAAAAAUGUGCAUAUUUAUUUCCAUAUCCAAUGUGACAGCGGAAAGUAACCGCUCGUGAUUAAUAAAUCUUGCAACGAUCCCUGGUUCAUUGGGAUAAGUUGUCGACCGGUCCUUUAAACUUUAUUGUUUGAGAAAACUUGAGCUUCUACAAUGGCUAACAAAAUUAUAACAAUGCAUGAACUAUAGUGCUAAUUUUGUAUACUUUGGCAAUUCUGAUAGUGGUUUAAUAUAUAUAUUUCAUUUUAAAUCUCAACAGGUUCAUUUUGCUGCAGAACCACAUCUUUUGACAGUCCAUGUUGUAGGGACAGAAGACCGCUAUGGUACAUGGCAGCUUUAUGCUCUAGACCGAGAUAGAUUUCAUAGGCGCAUACAGGAGGCUAAGAACGUGAUCUCCCCUGUUUUGGAGCAGCAGCACCGAGCUAAAAUUAUGGAACGCAAUUCACAACUUCUCACAGACUCAGAGAAACGAGAGCUGAACAAUAAUUAAAAUUCCAUAUAUAAAUUUUUUCUGUAGACUCGUUUCCAAAUAUCUAGUCUUGUUAUUACUUUCAGGAUAAUUUCUUGUUUUUUGUUUAUGGAUUCACUUAAUUGUUUAAAAAAGGUACUUCUAAUACUGUGCAAAUUUCUUUUUCUCUUCUGUAGUUGCUUGUUCUUCAAUAAUAAUUCAAGAACUGCCUAUUUUAUGACAUUAAAAUUGCGCAAAUUAAAUUCGUAAGGCUAUCCUUCAUGUAGAGUCACAUAGUCGAUAUUAAUUUAGUUUUGAAUGGUUUAAUGUCUUGUAAAUACAAUACCCCCCUCACCUCAACCUUUUUUUUAUUCCUUUUUUAUUUAUUUGCGUCCUGUUGGAUAGUUUAACAUCACGGGAUAGUUCAAUACCCAUUAGAUUCCACUUUUACAAUCAUAGGCACCAAAAACCAAAUUUCAUUUGUGACGUUUAAUCACUUUCUUAAGGGUACAAUAGCUAACUAAGAAAGGUAAUAUCUAAAGGUCAUGAUAAGAAAAGAUGCAUUGCAAGUCACAAUCAUUGGUUACUUUAUAAAAAACUAUUAGUAAUAUAAUGAAAUUUCGUUGUAUCCAUUCUGGUUAUAACUAGAAAUGUUUUAGGUGCCUAAUGUUUGUAAUCAGGAUGCAACUAAGUUUUCUAUAAAAAAAAUUUAAAUAUUAAAUUUUCAUUGUUUUUGGUGGUUGAUGUAAAUUGAAUUGUCUGUGCCAAAAAAUUAUAAAAGGCCAGCAAAGCAUAGUUAAAUUUUUAUAGCAAUAUUUUGUUUAAUUUGUUUUGUGUUUGAUACUGUAAUCAUGUUGUAUUGUGAAAUACUUAAAAUUAUGUUAUGAUCAUGAGCAGGUCAGUGUGCCCUUUUCACAUUCCAUUCUGGUGAGAGUCAUUGUAUUAAGAAAUGUGUAGAUUUAAAAUCAUAGAGCCCUUUUGUAUUCAAAACUUUUUUGCUUCAAAGUUAAGGUGACGGUUACUGGCUAAUAUGUGUACAUUUUUGUUGUAUUGUGAUAUAUUAAUAAUUGGAUUUGGUGUUUGUUUGGUUUUUUGUUUUUGUUUUUUUAACCAGUAGACCUGAUGCCGGGUUUUGAUUUCAUGUGCUCACAAAACACUAGCCACUUGUUUUCUUUAGUUAACCUCUAAUCAAAAUGAAAAUCUUUUAAGUUGUAUUAAUAAUUAACACUUCUGCUUGUUUGCUCCAAUAUGGAGGUACAUACUGUAUGUAAGCAAACCACACUUAAUUUCAAACUGAGCUCUCUGAUUUACUGCUGUUUUUCAGUUGUAUUCUAAGCAGCCUAACUAUGCUUUAAAAAUGUAUGUUUUGUCCCUGUGCGUCACCUGCAUUUCCAGUCUUUCAUUUUUAUACAUAAAAUAUCAUUAAGCUAUGCAUAUGUGUGGUUACUUAAAAAACUGUUUCCUAUAGUUUGAAAUGAUCUGUAGCAUAAAUGUUUGCUACUCCUAAAUGACAUCUGUUUUAUUCAGAUGAACCCCCUUACAGAUUUCUAAAGAUAAAUUUAGACUGAGGGUAUCUUUACUUUUGUCCUCUUGUAAUCUAGCAACCUUUAUUUAUUGUUCAUCCCACUGGCUUGAAAAAGAUGAGCAGGUGCAAUAGGACUUAAAUCCAAAGGCAAUUUUUUUUUUUAAUGAAACCAUCUUGAGUAACGGGUAGUAGAUGGGUUGUGUUUACUCCCAAGUAUUUCCUUCUUCUUUCAAAGUGGUAUCACUUGGUGUCAUUCUAUGGAGCAACUCCUCACCAGGGUUUCAUCAUGCUGUUGGCUCAUAUUGCCAAUCAUCCUAAUUUAGACUUCAAAUCCUGACUACAGCUUUUACUUCGGUCUAGAAUUUCAUCAUGUUUGUUUCCAAAUAUGUCUGUAACUUACUCAAUAUCUAAAUGUUUUACAAAUUUAAUCAAAAUCUUUUUCUCUCUCUCUCAUUGCCUUUUGAACCAGCUGUAACUAUUAACUAGCCUUGAGACAAAAUGUAGACGUAGUUAUGAAAAAUUAUCAAAGGUCAACAUGUCUUUUAGUUGGAACACUUAUUAAAUAUUUUUUUAAAAUUUGGAUUCUUUUUUUUUUUUCCCUUUGAAUUUCAAGUGUGCAUUGGUUGAAUUGGAUAAGACCCAUGGACAAUUUUUUAUGUGUCUGUAACUGUAAAGAUGCUGAGAACCUUUAAGCUUAGUAGGUUAAUUAGAAAUAAAGUUUUAUCAAUUAGAUUUUGUAUAGUACUAUGGUAGCUUAUAUAAAUAUAUAAUUUUAUAUUCAUAAAAAACUACUGACCUAUAAGAUCCGCUUUGGAUUACUUUAAUUGCUCUAAAUGGGGACAACUGUCCUAAAAAUAAUGAAACCAGCUAUCACUGUAAGGUGAUGGUGCAUACAUGGAAAGGUUUUGGUAAACCCAUGUGUAACCCAUCCAGGCUUACACUUACAUGCGACACAAAUGAUGAUCAGAAGGUAGGUAGGGUGUUGGUUAAAAUCAACUGUAUGCUUUCUUGACAUUGCAAUGGGUCUAUCCUAUUCAAAAGUGACUAUUUGGUGCCUAGACUUGUUCAUGCUAAAUAUUUGUUGAUAUUCCUAAGUGGUGAGUGCUAUAGACAGGCAGCAAAACAGAUAUAACAAAUAAAAAACAUGAAUGAUGAACCCUAGUCUUAUUUAUUUGUUGAAUGGACUUUCCUGUAUCACCUGGCAUGUAAACACAUUCAAGCCUGUUCUAUGAAAUGGAAGUACUUUGUAAUUAUGUAAUAAAACUAAUUCCUU
Molecule: messenger RNA, 8488 nt
Organism: Lymnaea stagnalis (great pond snail)
Lineage: Eukaryota; Metazoa; Mollusca; Gastropoda; Lymnaeidae
Source: the annotation of a GenBank genome assembly